Molecule: messenger RNA, 1906 nt
Organism: Punica granatum (pomegranate)
Lineage: Eukaryota; Viridiplantae; Streptophyta; Magnoliopsida; Myrtales; Lythraceae
Source: RefSeq, a predicted model, not a curated record
GGCCGUAUAUUCAUAUUAGAGAAAAGAAAAGAGGCGUCAAAGUCAAAGUAUGGAAUAUCACAGAAGAUGAAGAUAGACAUGGCGUCAAGGUUGUGAUCCCGAGUUUUAGAUGGGCAUGGCAGCUUCAGCUUCCCUUAAAUUAUCAAGGCAUCGGGCCCAAAUUUGGUCAUCCACCCUCCCCCCCUCCCCACUCUUUCCGCCCUCUCUCUUCCUCCCACCAUUAACCAUGUCUGCUGGUCCUUGUAAUUGAACUGAACUCCCCCACACAUACAGGACUGUAGUAGUGGAGCGUCCCUCCAUUGUCGUCUACCUCAGCAACCGCCCAUUCUUUUGAACCCAUUUCUGAAUCUUCCAGCUUCGUGGGGUGAAGCUCUCAACUGGGUUUUUGGCCGAUUCAUUUCAAGAAUCAGAAUCGCCGGAGCAGGAAACCCUUUUGUCUCUGCUCUGUCUCAGUCGCAUUUUGAGGAAGAUUCAGUCGGUUUUUGGUGUGUGGGAGCUGCUGGGGGUUUUCAGGAAGGGAGCAGCAGAGUCGGACAUGGGGGAGUCCUCGGCGAUGGGCGGUGGGCCGUUGCAUGACUCCGCGCCGGUGGAGUUAACGGCCAAGAUCUUGAUGACGGCCGCCAUCGUCCUCUUCCUCGUGGUGAUCUUUGUCCUCGUCCUCCACCUCUACGCCAAGUGGUUCUGGGGCCGCGUCGAGGAAUCCCCGGCCGCCGACUCCCAGCAGAGCCACAAUCGCCGCAGGCGCCACCACCGGAGGAGGCGCCAUUUCGUGUUCGCGGCUGCGGCCCACGACCCAGCGCGCAAGGGCCUCGAUCCCGCGAUCCUCCGGUCACUUCCGGCUGUGAUUUGUGGGCCGGACGAGUCCGGGGAGGGGCUCGAGUGCGCGAUUUGUCUAUCGGAGCUUGUGGAGGGGGAGAAGGCUCGGUUGCUCCCGAAGUGCAAUCACGGGUUCCAUUCCGAUUGCAUAGACAUGUGGUUCGAGUCUCAUUCUACUUGCCCCAUCUGCAGGAACCCUGUUGGUGGUGAGAUCUCAAAAUCGGCCGAAACCGAUGUCGAGGAUAGUAGCAGCACCAGUAGUAGCAAUAGCGCUGGUGAGUUAGCGGAAGAAAAUUCGAGUAACGGGCAACCCUCGGAAUCUCCGAACUUCCCGACCAAUGUGUUGUUUUGGGGCAAUGAGACUCAGGUUACCUCUAGGAGUGCUGCUUGCUUGGAAGAAGUCCCCUCGUCUUCCGCUUCACUGAAUAGUACCACUGCCACUGCUGGUACUAGCGGUAGUAGUAGUAAUUGGGUCGAUGGGACGCUCGUGAUCGACAUCCCGAGGCCGAUUGAAAGCUCCUCGAGCAGGUUCGCCGAGGAGGAACCCAAGUCUCCCGUGACAACGAGGUUGAGAUCGCUGAAGAGGCUCCUCAGCAGGGAGAGGAGGGUCAGUCCUUGCAGCUCCAGCUCUGCCGAUGCCGAACAAGUUUAAAGGCUCGAGUAGUUGUGAAGUCCUCUUGCAAAGAGUAUCUAUUGCUGCUAAAACGCAUUACUGGUGGAAGAGUAUGUCUGCACUGCAUCAGCAAGUUGCUGGAACUGCAAAUAUUAAGCCCGAGUUGUAUCGUGUUUUCGGGUUUCCAUGAGAGCAGUCAGCCAGUGAAGAUUAGAUCGCAACGGUUUACGGUUGCUCGAUGAACUUCUGGUUCUUGCUAGAAAUGGUGAAGGAAGAACAGUUUAGAAGGUUGUGCCUGUUAUACAAUUGAGGUUGCUGUUUCCACUGUCAUCGGAGCAGAUUCGCAGUUUACUUUGUUGUGUGAAAUGAGAGGUCGGCUUCUCUGUUUCAGAGGGUGGGAAAUUCCAUUCUGUUACAGGAGAUGUAGCUUAUGAAAUUAGAUAUAUAUAAGCAUAUUCAUUGAUGGUAUAACUUGUU